Ipomoea nil (Japanese morning glory) is the source of this 462-nucleotide messenger RNA. RefSeq lists its product as uncharacterized. The transcript has 2 exons. The record is from RefSeq and is a predicted model, not a curated record. Lineage: Eukaryota; Viridiplantae; Streptophyta; Magnoliopsida; Solanales; Convolvulaceae. The coding region runs from base 1 to 462 and encodes 153 amino acids.
AUGCGCGAGAGGUUCUACCCAACACAUGUGCGCGCCGCCAUGUAUGAAGAGUUUCUCCACCUGCAGCAAGGAUCCAUGCCUGUGGCUGAAUACUACAAGAGGUUCUUGGAGUUGACACGUCUUGCGAGGAUGUUUGUGCCUACAGAGCUCGCUAAAGUCGAGAAAUUCGUGGCCGGUCUGAACUAUGAGGCGCGAAAAGCUUUGACUAUGAGUAGGCCGAGUUCUCUUAAGGACGCUUACGUGUGUGCCGCCGAUCUGUAUCGCGUGCAGCAGCUUCAGAGAGGAUCGUUCGAGCAUGCUAGGAAGAGGACCGAGGGCGGAGGUUCUUCUACCUUUAAGAAGCCAAGACCGAGUUUCCAGGCCAAGAACGUGUCAUCUUCUUCUCAAGGACCUAUCAGAAUGGAGCAUCGGGAUCAAGCUAAGACGGUUGUUUGCCGUAGAUGUGGGAAGAUGUCUAUUUGA